AUGCCUAAUAAAUCUUUUGAGAGAAACAUAUUCUGUAUUCAAUUAAAAGUAAUCUAGUUUUAUAAUAUCUGUAAUAAACAUAAAUAAUUUUGUUUAAUUAGAGAAAUGAUAAAGCACAGAGGAUUGUUUACUUCCUGCAUGAAUAAUUUGAAAUUGAGAACGUAAUUGAUAAUAUUGGUUUCGUUAAUUAUCAUUGUGAUUGUCUCAUAUGUUCUUUCAGUAAAUCUAAUCCAUUACUCUUUGUUAAAAAAGUAUUUUUCCUCGAUUUCAAAUAAAAUAUUUGAAGAUAACUCGUCCAAAAUAUCAGAAAAAACUAUUAGAUCAUACGAAGGUUAUUUUGAUAGAGUCUUUUACUUAAACGGGAACGGCCUCGUUUCCUUUCAUCGAUUAUAUCACAUGACUAAAAAUCAAGUAAAGCAACACCCUUUACACUUAAAUCCUGAGUUUCAAAUGCUCUAUGGUGGAGUGAACUAAAUCCCAGAUCCAAUAAGGAUUAUCAAAGGAUAUGGCAACUCUGACAUCUCCUAUUCUUGCAUGUGCUACUCCAACAUUACAGCAUUUCAAAAUCCGUUGAGUCCGGAUGAGCUAAUAGGCAUGAAGGUAUAGGAGUAAACUUAAGCAUAUGCCUCAAUCCUCUAUCAGGGGAAUAUCUUAAGCCAGUCAUUUUUAUACUCAUACAUAAUUAAGGAAAAAACAAAUGCAGUCUAUCCAUGUUUGAAUAGAGGAUAGGGAAUCUAUAAUUAUGACCCUGAGAAGAGAGAAUGGUUCGUUGAAGUUAGACAUAACUUUAAUAAAAAGUAACCAUACAGAGAAUAUUCACAGUCAUUCACUUAACCUUAUUUGCUAUUUACAGACAAAAAAAUUGGAUUAUCUUUGGUACUUCCAAUUGUGGAUGAAAAUCUAGAAUUGAUAGGUGGAGUAGGAACAAAUUUCUUGGGAGCAGAAAUAGUGUAAACUAUGAAGUCCUAAGAAUUUGGGUUUCAAAUUAUUUAUCUAGUAUCUGCUUCAGGAAUUAUGAUCAUGCAUCCCUAUUAAGUUAGUGUUGAAUAACUCCCUUUAUACAUUUAUAAUUAAUCAAUCACAGGAUUUAAUAUAAGUGAUUGGGAAAAAAUGAAUACAUAAUAGUAAAAUAAUUCAUCCACUUGCCCAUAUCUAAACAAACAUUCAUUAUCUUUGAAUUGUCUCUAUAAUACUCUGUAUUAAUAAGAAAUGAUAAUAGCAAUAUAGGACAUUCCUGAAUAUUCAAUGAAGUUAAUCAUGUUAUUGAGUAGUUAGGAGUACUUUUAGUUUUAUCAGCAUUUCCAAGAAGAUCUGGAAACCAAUUUGGUAAAUCAACUUUGGCUUCAGAUUUCCAUAUUACUAGGCUUUUUUUUAUUUAUUUGCAGUCUCUUAUACAUAUUCACUUAUACUUUAUUUUAUCCAAUUCAGCAAAUCUAAGCCUUAACGAUAAAUAGGAUAUUUUCUAAAAAUAAAAAGAAAUUGUAGAUGCCGUUAUAUGCCAAUAAAUUUAUGAGCAAACAAAUUGCCUUAUUGUGUAAGUCAUUCUAGUUUGUGUAAGACCAAUUAGAACAGUUAUCAUUUAAUAAAACCAAAUCAUGCAGAGAUCUUGAGCACUAUCAAUAUCCUCAAAAAAAGUUUUCUUUAAAAAAAUACAUCAAAAAAGAAUAUGGAGACUUAAAUAAAGAAUAAAAACAUGAUACUGUUGAACCAUUAACUUAAGAAAAAAUCAUUAUGUAUCUCAAAAUCUCCUCAAAGUAUUCUGGGUGA
This is a messenger RNA of Paramecium tetraurelia, 1767 nucleotides long. RefSeq lists its product as uncharacterized. The record is from RefSeq and is a predicted model, not a curated record. The transcript is spliced from 4 exons. Lineage: Eukaryota; Ciliophora; Oligohymenophorea; Peniculida; Parameciidae.